AUGAUUGGGGCUCUUUUUAUUUACAAUCAUAAAGGGGAGGUUCUAAUUCAACGAAUUUUUCGUGACGAAAUCCCAAGGACAUCUGUCGAUAUAUUUAGGGUGCAUGUUAUACAUUCCAGACAUCAGGUAAGUCUCUGCCCCCACUGUUAUGAGGACUAACCGUUUUCGCUGCCGCUUAAACCGUAGCAGAUAACAUGUUGUUCGUUGCAGAAUAUCAGAUGCCUGUUUUAUUUGAAAGUGUACUUAUUGUUGAAUUUCCUUUGUCAGUGUUCUUUAUGCCUGUCUUCGUUUUUUCAACUAUUUCUCACCACUUGAACAUCCCCUAAUUCCAGAGGGGAUACUAAAGGAAGCAAGAGGGACUAGAACGGCCAUUUCUGAUCCAGUAGUAACCGUUAGCCAGCCCGACCGAACUCCAACUCCGAAAAACCCGGAGUUUCGAUCCCGACUUUCCGGUUGGGUGUUCCACUGAUAAACUGUGGGCUUGCCGCUUGUUGGUUGUGAUCGGGGAUAUUAUCUCAUAGAAAUGUAACACCGUACCACUUUGACUGUGCGGACGAUUAUGCCUGUCCCGGUUCUAUUUUAAGUUCUAUCAAGAGUAAUUGCAGGGGCUGGUGUACUGAAAAGUAGUAUAAGUUGUCUGGCUUGCUGACGAUGGCUAGUCAAGCAGGAGUCACCAGCCCAGUUUUCUUCGUUUUUGUUAUUUCCUUUACCUGCACUGCAUGUUGCUACGCCGCUGCCUGCAAAGACCUUUGAUGGAGUUAGGAGACGAAAAUGGACAAGUACGUUACUGCAUUAAAAUCUACGGAGAAUCGCCCCCGUAUGAACUUUUACUGCGUCUUCGGAGUCGCGGGGCAGGAAUAAGGCUAUUUGUCGUGCACCGCUUCUACAUCCUUCUUCCUUUCUACUCUAGCACAUCCACAUUAAUUUGUUUACCUAAUUUGACUCUCCCCAAAUAAGUCUUACGUUUGCGUUAGCACUUUCAUGAGGUCUACAGUUUGGUGCACAGCUUACACGUGAGGGCAUGUACUGGCCUGUUAUUACGUUUAUCGAGUAUUUAUAGAUAGUAGUGAACUUACCGUGCGGUCUAGCCCACGCGUACUUUGGAAUACAGAGGACUAGGCAGAUAAGUCGCAAUUAACGACAUACUGAGUUUGCAUCUUUUGUACUUUGUAAGUGUCUCCUCAUACGUCGUGAAGUCUGCACGCAUCGUUCGUUUCCUUCCCUUUCUCUUUCGUACUGUGCUUUUAAAUGACCGUGCUGAAGCUUACAUGUCUCGUUUUGCUUCUCAGGUGCGCUCGCCCAUAAUAAAUAUCGCGCGAACCAGUUUCUUCCACGUUAAGCGUGGUAACAUCUGGCUUUGUGCCGUAAGCCGGAGAAACCUUAAUGCGGCUGCAGUUUUUGAGUUGUUACACGCCAUCCUAAACGUCUUCCAACAACACCUGGGACGAGUAACAGAAGAAAACAUCAAGAAUAAUUUCGUCCUAAUUUACGAACUCUUGGAUGGUACGUCUGUCUCUCCCCUCCCUCAAUCUGUUCCCCAUCAGAAGCCGUAGAUUAUGGCUACGCCCAGAAUACCGAUACAGGUGUUUUGCGUAAUCUUAUCACACAGGCGGCCAUCCGCUCUGCGACGAAGGAAGAAACAACUCAAAUUACUAAUCAAGUCACUGGGCAGAUAAGUUGGCGUCGCGAAGGAAUAAAGUAUCGCCGUAAUGAGCUGUUUUUGGAUAUUACGGAGUCAGUGAAUUUACUCAUGUCUCCGCAGGGUAAGUUUUGUCAGCAUGUCUUUCUAUCAAAGCGUCUAUGCAUUAUCUUAGUGAUACCAUUAAACCUUUUUGCUGUUGUGAAUAGUUCUUGUUACACGUCUUUUUAGUGUUUAUGUCACCUUUACUGCGUUCUUUCGCUCCGCGUUGGCUUGCACUACCAUAGACGUCAUCACAUUCAAGUCGCACCUCAAGUUGUAACCUAUGUGAUGCUCUGUUGGGCCAAGAUAGCAUGAAUCGCAAUUGUCUUUCAGCUCACUAAGGCUGCCUCAGUCAUGACCUGUGCCUUUUGUGCUCCUUUUCUACUCGUGAAGGGUACUGUUGCCUCGUCCUACGCAGUAGAUGUUAAAUGCCUGACUCAUCUGCCGUGUACUUGUUGGGUCUUAUCGAAUGCGGUGGAACUUGUUCGCUCCUCCAAUUUACUUUGUCAAUUUUCGUAGCUCAUUUCGCUUUUACCAGAUCGCAUAUCAACACCAUCAAGGGUUCUACACAGAUGCGGGAAUUAACUGUCAACUGGACAUGAAAUAUAUAUAUUUUAAAGCGAGAGCAAGAUCUACUUCCAGGGUAAAUAUCAUGUAUUGCUCUGAAGUCCUCUAUUCCCUUAUAUUUUAGUAUAGCUCUCGCUAUAGAAAGUCGAUCAGUCGACAACAUUUAUUUACGGUGCUGCCGAAUUGCCGUACUUAUAACCGAUGCGCACCUAUGCAGUUAACAAAACUGAUAGUUUCGGAGCUGCUGAGUUAUUUUUGUCAACUUCGACUUCUCUCCAUGAUCAUGCCAUUAAUAUUCAUGUUCGUUGUUACAACUUCCUCACAACGGGUUGCGCUGCAAACGAAGCCACAUUGGAUAGCGGUUUACAUCUGUCAGUCCGCGUAGAGUCCGUGCUUGCCCAUAACUACUGCCGUACGUGGGAGGGACGGUGUUGCAUGCCUUAAAUAUAGGCCUUCACGCCGCGUCAGCCACCGCGCUCAAUCCUAGUGCCACACUGUUGACAGGCUCGGAUAGUCUACUGGCGCAUACGAGAGGGGAGAGUGGAACCAACGCUGGGAAAUCCAAUUUCCUGUCAAAUCAGCGCAUCCCUCACUGUAGUAAAUAUGACGCGCUUGUAUCUAUUACGACGCGCCAAAAUUCAUGGAUUGGGACGCUGCCAACAGAAUGGAUAACUCAGUCCGUCCGCGAACUGAGAAUCAGGCUGUAUUGGCUCCUUCUCACUGGCAUGAGAUCCGAGCCGUCCUUACGGAAUCCAAGUGCAUUCUACAGGCACCAGGUCGUGUGUGGUACGCGCGGGCAGGCUGUUUAGCGUUGUCAGUCACGGCGCUCGCCUCCGGUCGUCUCUGCAUUAUCUUGUCAUCUUGUACUUGUGCUUGAUACGGCUGCGAUCAUGCCCGAUGUAGCCGGCCUCGAUGACUGUACCUCUCCACGCGUGACGAUCCGCGGCAGCAGAUCUAGACAGCUCAACCCACUCUCUUCGCCAACGACGGAGACCGAAUACCGAAGGUCCAAGAACCAUCUCUAUGUCUUGACGAACUGUGUCGAGCCAGGGUUUGAACUGACCCCCUCUUUGAAGCCUCCAAUGGGGCAACGGUGCCGGAUCAAGGGCAGUAACAUGGAGCUCCUGAGGAGGACGACGAACGACAUGCACGAACCACCUCAGUCGUCUCUCUUGGAUGGCCUGGGUUAUCCUUGCGAUGUUACCGCAGCGAGCGCGGACUGUCUCAUUUGAGACGAGGUCGGAGUACUUCACUCGAAAGAUGGUCCUCAAGCAGUGGUGGUCAAAUACCUCCAGUUUUCGCUCGUCCUCCACGCGCAAAACCCAGCAUUCACAUCCGUAGAGAGGGACAGACCGGACAGAUGCACGGUACACGCGAAUCUUAGUGGCGAUGGAGAGGUCGCGUCGGAUCCAUAGGCAUUUCCGAAGGCUUGAGAAAACCCAGCGGGCUGCAUCGAUUCGGGAGACAAUGUCGUCCUUACCCUAUCCAUUAGGCAGCAGCCUUGCCCCGAGGUAUUUAAAACCGUCUACUUCAGGUUGACAGCCAUCAAUCCCGAGGGGUACCUUUUCCUGGUCAGGAAUGCAGCUUGAAAACACUUUGGUCUUCCCAGUGUUUAUGAACAAACCGACCGAUUUAGCGACCUCGUUCACCCAUGACACCAUAGACUGCAGAUCAGCAAAACUUGAAGCAAGUAAGGCGAUAUCAUCGGCAUAGUCGAGAUCAGUCAGUCGAUGUCCGGAUGCAAACUCAACGCCGUCACUCUCGCCUAGGGCCCUCCCGAGGAUUUAGUCAAUAGCGUAGUUGAACAGUAUGGGCGACAGGAUACAACCCUGUCAAGCGCCAGACCGAAUAUCGAACAGUUGGGAAAGAUUGUUGCGGACCAGGACUCUCGCAGUAGUGGAGCGAUAAUAGGCCUUGAUCAUGGCGACGAUUUUUGGCGGUACACCGUCUAGCGCCAUUAUACGCCACGGGGACUCACGAUGAACGGAAUCGAACGCGGAGAAAGGUGGGUGAAGGGGAAGAAGAUGCGGUAGGUGCCUCACUAAUAAGCUAGUUUACGCGUAAGUCACGACUGCCACACUAACUCUGUAAGGCAUGUGAUGGUCGUCGUCGUUAGUUACGAUUGAAGUGUCAUUGGGCGUUACGUUAGAAUAGUUUAUUCUGCCUUACUAAGCGUAUGCCCAGUCUUUUGACGACUAAAGCAGUGAAUGAGAAUCUGUCCGAGAUUUCUGAAUGUAGCAAUGCUGUACGUGGUCUCCAAGCACCGGAAGCAGAUGUCCUUCAGGAAGGGUCGAACUACUAUGCCGGUCCGUCGGCUUUAUGCUGUUGUUGGUGAUAUGUCGAACUUUUGCUUGUGCAUGAAUCUUUGCUUCGAGUUUUGCUGGUACCAUCUCAUGUUUGAAGAGCAAACAUCGAUGUACACCUAUCAAUACCUAGGACACCCUCAUUCACACUACUUUUAUGAUUUAGAUCUUGUUAUUUCCCGUAACUUUGUUUCCUUGUCAUGGCUUUUGCCGCGAAUUUCCAACUACAUUCUGGCCAAUAGUGUUUCACAGCGCUUUUAGUAUGGAUGGAUGUCUUUGCACUUAUUUUCACUAUUACCACCCGACACGAUGUGAUACCACUUCUGCUACUACAUGUAGAGGAGAAUUGCUUUUAAUGCAGAUCUGCCAGUGACCCGAGAAGUUCGCAGUGUCAGCUUUCGAAAGUUACGGAAGUUGGGGCGAAGAGUGUGAAACACGGCAAAUCUACCCACAAAAUUAUGUCUUUAACCGAAGCCACCUCUUGAUUUAUCUAAACCGGUAUUUCCCGAGAAUUGAGUGUGCGGUUCAGGUAACCGUAACCAGAGCCUGUCAGCAUCGGAUCCUGUUUUCCGCAAUAAGGCCAAAUGUAAUACUCUACUUCUAUCUCACAAACAACAGACAAAGCUUGCCUAUACAGCUUAGUUGGUUAACCUAUGGUAUUCCACUGUCGUCUACGUCUAAAAGUUUAGAAUAAUUCUCAGAGAGAUCUGAGCGGUUUCCCAACUUUCUUCUUUCAGGGCAGAUCCUGUCUGCUCACGUUGUUGGAAAGGUAGUAAUGAAAUGCUACCUCAGCGGGAUGCCCGAUUGCAAAUUCGGCUUCAAUGACAAGAUUAGUUUGGACAACCGACCCAAGCCAGUCGCCACAACCGGAGACGACUUGUGAGUUCUUAAGCUUUUUCAAAAAGAUUCUUCUUACGUCUGUCGGUUUCUUAUGGAUGGUAGGUUCUUCUCGCUCAUAAUAUUUCGGUUUGUGCGAAACUUGAGCAGGAUUCACACGCCCAACCGUGAAUCAUGCGUGGAUACGACUUAAAUACACUAAACCGCAUGACGUUAGGUGAAGGUAGAUUUACAUAUUGUUAACUCGAUCUUCAUUAUUCAAGCGCCUCAGCCCUCUGUGCCUGCAAACACGGCGAACAAUGGAAUCCAACACAGGGUUGGUCAUGCUCCGCAAAUUCUCAACAGAGACCAGACUUGCACCUCUCGGUAAACUCUUCUGAAAAGAUCUUUCUGACCUCUCGCACGUCGGUCACGACGAAGGCUUGAUCUCCUUUAGUCUGCCUUCGCUCUUGGGCCCAUAUAUCUCGUUAUGGUGCUCAUUAUGCCCAUUGCUGCGGGGUCUGGGGCUGCGAGAUGUGGCGGUUCAAGAUCGCUACUGCUAGAAUUAUUUAUAUCUCGCUAAAGUUGCGCGAGGUACCUAGAGAUUAUAUCGGUCUAGUGAGACGCUCUCCCCUCCCACUGCUGCUGCUGCUGCUGCUGCUGCUACUACUACUACGGCCACUACCACCACCACCACCACCACCGCCGCCGCCGCCGCCGCCGCCACCACCACCACCACCACCACCACCAGCCUCUCUUACCGUCAUCGUCCUUAUAGAUAUCGCAACGGGCUUCUUACGGGUGGCGGGACUUGAGCUAUCGGUCGAUCGGCGGAUUUCCUUAGUGUUUAAAAGUACUAGCUUUGUUUGGCCUAGACUUGCCUCAGUUUGACGGGAGUUCUGUAUCGAUGCCGAUCGUUCUUAGUAUUUGAAUCUGAGGAGACUUAAGUUGGUGCCCGAUGUUUAACUCUUGUUAGUCCAACCAUAUUGCCUUGAAUGCGUUUGCUUUCGCCCCGUAGCACAAAAUUGUCCUAUUUAAUGUAUCUGUAAUCCUGAGAAUUAGCACUGACUUACCAAACCUAUGCGACAGGAAAAAGGAAAUUGGUAAAUACGUAGUUCCCAUUUUGUGUUUUUUCUUUCAUUUUGCAUCUUUGGCCAAUUAGACUGCCGUCUCUGUUCCAUGCAUCGUCUUCUCUCGAAAAUGUAAUUCUCUGUGCACAAGGGGUACGGACUGUCAGUGUGUAGGCUGAAGAAUCAACGAGGAUGGUCACGUCAGUCGACGGUGUAGGACUGCUGGUCGUUUUAGAUUAGGUUCUCUUCCUACUCUGCGUCAAUUUUAACCUCUACGGCAAAUUCAUGAAGGGGUUUUUAAGGCGUCUCAUCGGUUUUUUUAUUUGCUUGAACGCCAGCUGCACAAGAUACCACUGCCUCCGCCUUUAGCCCGUUUAUUUAAACGAACGGGCAUUCUGCCAACUGGCAGAUAGCGUCUUGUCGAUCGCCAGAUCAGAAAUAGGCUGGAACAGUCCCUCGACCUCUUCAUUAGGAGGCAAUUUCUGUGUACAGGGUUCUAAUGUACUCGUACUGUAGCAUAACUCUUUAAGUUAAACUGAACAAAAUCCCACCUUAAGUGUUCAAGACAAGACGUUUCGGAAUUAUCUUGCAUUUAACACCUUCGUUUCGUCUGUUUCUAAUUUUAUCCACCCUCCUCCCCCCACAACGCUGCACUAGGUCGCCCGAAACUAACGGGGGCGUGGCGAUUGAUGACUGCCAAUUCCAUCAAUGUGUGAAACUCAAUAAGUACAGUACCGACCAGGCUAUUUCCUUUGUUCCACCCGAUGGCGAGUUUGUCUUGAUGCGUUACCGUAAAACUCGCGUGAGUCAUUUGUGUCUCUUUUCUCUUUGACACUUCUAUCCUCGAUUUUCAAAUAUGUUUAUCGUUCGGCGUCGGUUGCCUGGUUGUCAAAGUCUGUCACACUUGUUCUGUUGAGAUUGUUUAUUUUUGGGUCCGGCCAAACAGCAAGGAACCUAUGGAGGCCAAGUCACUUCACUAGCACAAUUGGUCUUGUUGACACUACGCGGGAUCUGAAGGUGUCCAACAAGGCCAUCCCGUGGCCUUAAUAGCACUUGGAAACGCGGACGUGUUGACUGAGUUUGAGUGUUGACUGCGUUAAUCCUUGGAUUCGAGACUUGCGUGCCCCUCGUUUUACUAUGGCGUCCCGUAUUCGGUCAGUUUCGAUGACUUUCACUUCAGGUUUUGCGACAAUACGCCCUUAUGCCGAUUCUGCCUCAGGCCUUUGCAAGUCUCUUGUUUGAUAGGCAGAUGCUUGAGGUCUUGCGGAUUUCCUUAUAUUGUCGCUUUCGCCCGCCUUACCAAACGAACGCCCACAGUGAUGUUAUUAUACAAUAGUCACAUAGACGCUCGUCGUGGCUGUCCCACUGCAGUUACGUCUACUUUAGAAUGCAUGCAUACUGACCACGGCCAAUCUUUCCAAAUAUCGGGAUACCAUGGCCUCUUCUUUUCCCCACUCCCCCUUGUAUUCUCCGUUGGUGGAUAAGGUGAGAGUGGUCCGGUUUUCUUGCCCAGUCUCCACACUCUGUUUCUGUCGCUGCCUCGUAAAGAACCGUAGUUCGAGUGACAACUUUAUGCGUUCUCAUUUCGUAUUAAGGAGGAUCCCGCAGCAGUUCUAGACGGUGUUGAAACUUGCUGAAGGCCCGACUGACUUGCAAUUUCCUCCUCCACCUUUAUAUUUUUUGAGAUGGUACUUCCCGUUUACGCGAAUUUGUCCACAACUGUGCUCUGCUGCCGGUUUCCGGUGUUAAAUCGCCGUCGUCUGCAUGUAGGAGGUCGUAGGGACUGGUCUCUGAUAUUGGCUUCUGCCCGCAUACAUCGGAUUUUGAGUAACUGUCCAUCAGUUUGGUGGUGGAUGUUGGUUCCACUUCAAUUGUCGAGCUGGGCGCCCAUCAACACAACUGAGAACAUGGUUCAUUGGAGUAUGCGAACGGAUACACAACCUAGUCUCAUCUCAUUUGUCACCACUAGUGCUUCAUACCUAACCUACUGUCCGUCACACGUGCCAUCAGCCCGCUGCGUAGCUGCCUUACAAUCUGCGUGACCCGUUCCGCGCAGCCGAAUUUCAACAUGAUUCCCCUUCGUCCAUCACGGUCCACGAUGCCGAAAAAUAAGGGGCGUGGUCGUAGUUUCUUGGCAUUUAUUAUAGCCGGCAGACUACAAAACCGUAUCGAUGGUGGUUUCGCAGAAUUUCCGGAAGAAGUUUCCGUUCCAGAGCUUGUAUUCACUCCAGAUUGAGAUUCACGCGUUUUCUAAGAUCCACUCUUACGGUACUUGACUUGGCGUCCCCUCACUAUGAGAACGCCAACUGCGGACUGAAAUGGCAGUCUAAACGACAAGGCGGUCCUCCGUCCAGAAUCCUGCGUCACAUAUUACCCUUGUCAUCAGUAAAUCACGCUCCACUCACAUUAUGUCGAGAACAUGGUCAAUCUGCUGUCAGUGACGCGAUCGGCAGUGGAUCCACGUUGUCAUCUAGGUUGAAGGGCAGUAGCCGUUAGUGAUAAGAUUGUGUUCUUUGCAUGCCCACUACAGGGACGCAAGUGCCUUCGCAACUGUCGACUCCAUUAUGACCCUGCGUUCCCUCUCGGGGAGCGUGAUCUAUGUCUACGCGGACAUCGAAUUCACCGAGGACGAUCGAUUUUUCCACCUCCGGCACGGCCGAAAGGAGGACGUGCUGGUUGUCGUAGAAAUUGUCCUGCAUACACCUAUUAACGAGAGUGAUCAUACUAAAACGUAUCCCAGCAGAUGCUACGACAAAAGCCGCUUUCUCAAAAAAAUCGAAAAAAGGAGUUUUAUUUUUUGAUGAAUUGUUGUCCUUAGAGUUUGCUGUAAUUGUGGUUUUGCAUCUUUUGUUUAAGCAAUUUUUACUUGGGGUAAUAAACCCGUUUUCGCAGCAUGGGACUUUGCACAAAUUGCAUUUUCUUCGUGUACUUGCAGUCCGACAUGUGUAUUGUUUGUUUUAUAUAGAAUUCAUCUUUAGCUAAUUUACUGCUUUAAACAACUAUGACUUUCUAUCAUGAAUACUGUGGGUAGCUGAAUUUCAUUAUUCGCCGGUGCAGACAUUCACACUCCUUUCGUCCGACCAGCAAAUGAAUGCGGAGCUUGUUUUUCAUUCACCUGAAGAGCAGCGGCUGUUCCUUAAGUUAUCUGAAGACAUCCUACCAUCUAUUCUUUGAAGCAUCUAUAUACCUAUAUCGAAGGUGUUAUAUGGCCGUCCAUUGUUUGCCAUAUAGCAUCUAGAUUUUGAGGACCCGAGGUCUCAGGCCCUGGAAAGAAAGUAACCAUUGCCGCAAUGGCUAUUAUCGACUAAGGUGAACACUUUAGUUUUAAAACUGACACUUUUUUGCCUUCCACCUAGCAUAAUAGCAGUCAACUCCUAGACAUCUUAAAAUAUUUCGCGUGGAAGAAGGUCAUCUAGAAAAAAUUGUUCAAAACGUUCUUUGAUGAGUGACCAGGCAGCUGGCGAAAUAAGGGUAGCACAUAUUGGUUACUGAUGUGGCGUCUAAGCAGUAGGAGUGUACUCAGAACGCUACAAUCAUCAGGCCAGAUCUCUAUUUGUAAGGGGAAGACCGAAGUCACGAGGAUGAGAGAUUUAUUGUACACAGAACUCUGAGUUGUCCUCUGAGGUGGCAGUGGCCACUAGCGAAGUCAGGACCAGUGUCGACAGCGUCCAGUCUUGUCUGACGGGUUUUGAGACAGUGCCAGCUGCGUUUGUAGGCUUGUGGGGCAAGUUCGGGUGGUGUCCAAGUGGUGUGUGUUAAUUUCUCGAGGGGUGGUGUUCAAGUGGCUUAUGCUGCUCUUUGCAGAGGGUUGGUGUGUCCAAAUGAGACAUGGACAGUUGCGACCCUGUGGACGCACGUGUUAAGAUUAUCACUCCAGUUUUGCUACUUUUGCGGUUUAUUUAUGCCAGUUUCAUACAACGUUUUUGGUAAUCGAACCAUUUGAAUUUACAUUCAACACUUUAAAGGAAAUCACUCUACCCUUCCGUAUCAUACCUCUGGUUCGGGAGAUUGGCAAACACAAACUGGAGAUCAAGGUAGUCGUUAAGGCCAACUUCAAGGCCAGCCUGCUUGCGCAGAAGGUGGAAGUUCGCAUUCCAACACCCACAAAUACCAGCGGUGUUCAGGUGGCCUGCUUGAAGGGUCGUGCCAAGUACAAGCCCACGGAAAAUGCCAUUGUCUGGAAGUAAGCCUUCCAUAAUUCCUCUUUAGUCAAUUAUUUUUGCCACCUGGCUUCAGUCUGUAAAUGAUUGGAACUAUUUGUUUACGGACUGUGCGCACCAAACACCACAACCGGGGCGAACUUGCGGGUGAGCCUGCGUAUUCUCGUUUCCGGAUGCAACAAGUUCGAACUGACCAUCUACAAGGCGAAGGUAGUGUUCACGCAUAGACCAGCGUAACAGUGAAUUUGACGAUUAAAAUCGCUCCGCGACUGUAGAUAAAUCCUGUGUAAUGGGAUACAUCCCAUGUCGAGGAGAACCCCACAGUCGACGAGUUGGCCGCCUGCAUUUCUAAGACCAAGCAGGCCUUUUGCCAAGCUAAAAUACUUAAUUUGAACUCACCGUGUACAUGGCUGCCGCCCUGACUGCUUCCAUACAGUGCGGAGACAUGGACAGUAUCAAACCGAGACGCAGAGGUCCGGCCGCUUAUAUUUCAGCUGAAGUGGCCGCAGCGGAUCCGCGACACCGAGGACUAAGAAUUGUCUGAAGUUCUCGACACCUCUGUCUCCAUCGGGUUUCUCGGAAUCAAUCUGAAGUCCUGAGAAUCUUUCGUAGAGGAUAGGUAAAAAGGACGCAUUUCCGUAGGCAGUGCCGUUGCAAUUUCCAUAACCAAAACAAUCAGUGCUUGUACUGACCCUGUGGCACCCCUUCGCAUCCAACACAUAGCAGCCAACAACCUCGUUGACACUGCCGAAGAACGACGUCGCCAGCAUUGUUAGCCCACUCUUGGGCCCCGGCACAUCAUACAAUCGGCCUUACCUCUUGGAUCGAUUCUGUCACAACGGAUCGAGACGUUCUAACCUCGAAAGCUGCUGAAUCUCUGCUUGACGAACUCGAUCUAACGACGGGGACACCAGGACGGCGCACCCACCCGCCCAGCGUCUGUGGCUUCGUCACGGGAAACGGCGAAUCGAGAGUUCGGUGUAGCUGCGCGACCUGAAUCCGCGCACACUGUUUUCAGUGGUUGCUUGAAUCACUUCGCUGCCUUCUAUAACUGCAUUCUUGGUGGCUCUUACCCAUCAGUCAACUCGCACUUGGGACUGAGACAGGCAUAUUGAGUGCGCCAUGUCCUCCUUACUUUCGAUCACAACUCCGUGCCUCUCACUAUCCAAACUGCAAAUAAAACCUGAUGAAAGUCGCAUUCGUCGAUUGCGACGGACGAACUUUGCGUUAGGCCGUCCAAAACGGGCUGUACUGCUGCAUUUCUGUUAAACGGAGAGCAAACGAAUGUGUCACGCGCAUUCGACUGAGGUCUUCAGACCACCAUGAAGCUCUGAAAGACUUGGCUGGAGAGGCUUCCAAAUGACGGGCCAAGGGUUUUUACAGUCCGAGGAUCGAACCAAAAUAGCUCCUUAGUGGGACUUAUGAUAAUUUUAACCUUUGUGAGAUCCGAGAUGUUGAAGUAGGACCCGUCUGCUUGUGGAGCCAAUACGCACGCGUCAGUCGUAGGUUUAGGUUCUGCCAUAUCAACUGCUGCGGCCAUACCAAUCCCCAAUCGUUUUGGCCUUGUCUGGUCAUGAUGGGUGUGGAAAGUAUGGAUGAAGGUGCCUCACAAGUCUGCCUCAUUAUCAUCCAAUCCACGCGUACGUCGACACCGUGCCUUUCGGAUAGUGAUGGUUAUCGCUGAGAAUGUGUAAACUGCCGCUCUAUAUAUAUCAUUAACUUGGACUGAAUAUUUUUGCUACACGACAGUCAUGAUGAAUGCCAUGAUUGUACUAUUACUGUCUUAAGCAGCCACCUCUACCAGUUGUUACCAAAAGAAAACAGGAAGGUUUCGCCCUAUAAUAUUCUUUCAUUUUUGCGAAGUUUUCGUCGUGGCGGUAGUGUCAAAAUUGCUACAACGGCAUAUAAGCAACAUUGUGCUUGCCUAACAAUACUCAUUUUAGGUUGCCUAGGAUUGCCGGUAUGAAAGAGUCACAAUUGUCCGCUGAAAUUGAGCUUCUUCAGUCAUCAGACAAGCCCCAGCGCAGUGGACGCUCCCCAAUCUCCAUGAACUUUGAGGUAUGUGGCAAUUUCACACGAUUGCCUUAGCAGUUUUAUUUGCAACAAGAUAGGAGUACAGUGGAGUCGGAUUUGGCCCAGCAAUCCUUAUCCCUGCGCACUAGGCAGUUAUCGCUGUACAAAUUCGAGCUUCUUUUUUGGGGACAGUUAGACCUCGCUAUCAUAUCGUACACCCUGCAAUCUUUUAACUGUUUCAAGAUCUCCAUCUAGCUCACAUUAUACGAUCUGCCAGGUUGGGAGAAGUUGCCAAGCUGUAAGAACACUUCAUAACUCAGCCUAAGGGGAGCAGGAAACGCGUACAGCUGGAAACAAGGGAGAACACGGAUUAACUCGCACAGAUGACAGGUAUGGAAACUCGUUAGACAAUGGACAAACUUUUUGAUGCCAUUUCAAGGGAGAAGUGACUACUUAGGUGAGAUUGCAAGAAUAAUUAGCAGAUACCGGGUACCAUCAUGGCUUUCGACUGAGCAUAUUUUCAACCACAUGUGCUUGGAAAAAGACACUGUCUGGUAAAUGCCCAUUCCUUGCAUUAAUUUUCAAUGCGCGUAUCAGCCGCUAUCUCUUGGUGCAGUUCCUUUGGGAACCCUUUUUACCCGCUAGCUCGUCGUAUGCACACUAAUUAAUGAGGUGGUAUGCUUUCAGUGGUAGAGUUAUAGUAGUGAAGUUUUCUUUGGACGUGCAUGCAAUUCAUUUCAAUCGGCCCAAUUGCGAAAAAAACUCAGCAGCAAGGGGAAUUGUCAGCGGGUAGUCAGCAUUCCUGGGGAAAACAGGCAACACACAAAAACAUCCAGUCAUUGUUUGAACACUGCCAACGCUCUAACCACCACUGCCCUCUCACGGAGACCAUGCACUCCUCAAGUACGCUUGGAGGGAAUAAUCAACACUGAAGAUCAAGCCCAAACUAUUUCCUGUACAGUUCCACGGAAGUGACAGAGAGACCACUCGUACGCGUUAUCAACUUGAGGUCUUUUUUCAGGCCUACUGAUUGCUUUAUAAACUAGAAUAAGUUGGCCGAUUUGGUCUCUGAGAUGGAGGGCAGAAGCCAGGUCACACUACACGUGGGCAUCACCACUGAAACAACUGAUUCUCUACGAACCUUUAAUUGCUCAUAGACUAUCGUCAUAAACGGCGGCGAGGCCGUCAGUCUAGCCUGUUUACAUGAAUUUCUUGUAUCCGUGCCCAUUGUUUUUUCUCAGGUACCGUUUGCUCCAUCCGGUUUCCGGGUGCGCUUUCUCAAGGUGUUCGAACCAAAACUCAACUACUCGGAUCAUGACGUCAUCAAAUGGGUACGCUACAUCGGAAAGAGUGGCCUCUACGAGACCCGGUGUUAA
Molecule: messenger RNA, 13986 nt
Organism: Spirometra erinaceieuropaei
Lineage: Eukaryota; Metazoa; Platyhelminthes; Cestoda; Diphyllobothriidea; Diphyllobothriidae
Source: the annotation of a GenBank genome assembly